Cajanus cajan (pigeon pea) is the source of this 1333-nucleotide messenger RNA. Its product is annotated as ABC transporter I family member 21. Gene Ontology annotation, molecular function: ATP hydrolysis activity; ATP binding. Lineage: Eukaryota; Viridiplantae; Streptophyta; Magnoliopsida; Fabales; Fabaceae. The record is from RefSeq and is a predicted model, not a curated record.
UUAAGCACCGAAAAACGGUGGGUGGAAGUGGCGACGUGGGUUGUCGUUUAUUCACACGUUUCGUUUCGUUUCGUUUCGUUGGUUUUCAACUACCAAACAAAGACACUGACGUGUAAGUUUCCCAUUGGCCCCAAAUCGGAACCCAAGAGAAUAUGAACAAAUCCCUCUCCAAUGGCGGUUGCACUCGCACACUCACAACAAUGGCGCCAGAGCAAGAAGAUUCCCGCGGAAUCCGCGUCAACGCCAUGCAAUUCUCCUACGACGUGCAGCAACCGCCGCUGUUCCUCGACUUCAGCCUCGACGUCGAACCCGGAUCGCGCUGCCUCCUCGUCGGCGCCAACGGAUCCGGGAAGACGACUUUGCUGAAGAUUCUGGCGGGGAAGCACAUGGUUGGAGGAAGAGACGUGGUGCGCGUGCUCAACGGUUCAGCCUUUCAUGACACUCAACUCGUUUGUAGCGGCGAUCUCGCUUACUUGGGCGGAUCCUGGAGCAAAAACGUUGGCUCCGCUGGAGAAAUUCCGCUCCAAGGAGACUUCUCUGCAGAACAUAUGAUCUUUGGAGUUGAGGGCGCUGAUCCUGAUAGGAGAGAUAAGUUAAUCGAUCUGCUUGAUAUCGAUCUGCAGUGGCGAAUGCAUAAGGUAUCCGAUGGGCAGCGGCGUCGAGUGCAAAUUUGUCUUGGUCUUCUUUAUCCAUAUAAGGUUCUCUUGCUGGAUGAGGUUACUGUUGAUCUGGAUGUUGUUACCCGGAUGGAUUUAUUGGACUUCUUUAGGGAAGAAUGUGAACAGAGAGAAGCUACAAUCGUAUAUGCAACUCAUAUUUUUGAUGGACUAGAGACGUGGGCAACUCAUUUGGCAUACAUACAAGAUGGUGAACUGAGAAGAGCUGAAAAAUUAUCAGAUGUUAACGAGUUGAAAUCUACAACUAAUCUGCUGUCUGUUGUUGAGUCCUGGCUCCGUGCUGAAACAAAGCUUGAAAAGAAGAACCCUGUCCAAAAGACUUCUUUUGCUAGUUCUCCAUUCUUUUCAUCCAGACACAUGGCGUACUAUCGAUAGUCCUUUGACAAAAAAUUCUUAUGAAAAUAAUUUGAGAGACAAAUGCAAGUAAUUCAUUCUUUCAUGCUUGUCAAGUUUGUGGUUGCUUUUACCUUCAACAUCUUUUUCUGGAAUAGCUAUACUAUUUUUUAUAAACCGGAAUAGCUGUAUGUUUAAAAAAAAGUAUGAUUAAAUGAAUCAUAGCUUUAUAAUCACCAAGAAGUCGUAUGUAGCUGGCUUUGGCUGAUAACAUGUAUUCCCUUUGUCAUACAAUAAAUGAAACAUAUACUUGCUGAGAAUAA